Molecule: messenger RNA, 1110 nt
Organism: Schistosoma turkestanicum
Lineage: Eukaryota; Metazoa; Platyhelminthes; Trematoda; Strigeidida; Schistosomatidae
Source: the annotation of a GenBank genome assembly
AUGGAGUAUGUUGUAGUCAAUGAUGAUGAUGUUGACGAUGAUGAUGAUGAUGAUGAUGAUGCUGUUGAUGAUGAUUACAAAACUCAAAAUGAAUGUACUAAUAAUCUAAGACAAGCUCAAACUAUUGUGAAUUCAUUCAAUUUCUUAACUUAUUAUAGGAAACGAUAUUCUGAUACAAAUUUAGUGAUCCGUAAUCAACAUCAACAAAGAAAAUUGAUUAAAAUUCAUACUUAUUCAGCAUGCUGUUGGCUGGUUGUGACCAUUUUCAUAACAUUAGCUUAUGUAACUAAGAAAAACUUUUCGGAGUAUUCAAAUAACCGAAUUGUAAAGCAAACCCAACGUUGUUUUACUUGUGAUAACUAUGCAAGUUUGUCGGAGAAUUCUGGUUUUCGUCCUGGACCAGGGACCGGAUUGGCAUGGUUUGGUGGAAAACCGGUAGUUGGCGGUUGGACUAGUAUGUCAAGUAAUGGCAAUCAAAUACGAAGUGGGCUGACUGCUUUACAAGUAUCAAGAUUAUGUUCUGAACGAGUAAAUCGUUCAGCAAUCAAAUUACUUAUCGAUUCGGAAAAUUAUGGGAAGUGUGAAAAUGUAAAUUACAACGGUUGCGCUAAAAUUGUUACAAAAAGUUGGAGAGUUCGACCACAACUUGGUGUACCGUUGUUGGCUGCUGUAGUUGUAUCACGUACAUGUGCUGCUAUCCCGGAAGGAUAUGGUGUGGGUUGUUUUAAAUCAGUUGGUGGUGCUGGAAUGCGGAGAACUGUAUGCUACUGUCGAGGAAACUUCUGUAAUUAUUCUACAAAGACAAAAGAAAUUAACAAAUAUUUCAUCUUUCUUGUUUUGAUAAUUAUUGCCUUCCAGUGAGAUCACUUCUUGGUUUUGUGCCCUUCCAUUAGGUUUUCCAAUAAAAAACGAUGUUUUAUCAACAGAAGCCAAGCUGAGAUGGUCUCUGAUAUUAUUUCAUUUCGUAACUUUAGUUAUUGAGACUGUAUUCUCAUUACGCUACACACUUCACAAUAAAGUGAUAACCGUUCUCUUUCGAAUAUUGUUUUAUAUGUUAUCGAACUCUUGUUUGAUUUUCAGUUAUAGAUAUAACUUUCGUUUUGUCAAUAU